GUUGCUUUUCCUCAGGGAUUUCUGUGCCUAGUUAUACCCUAGAAAACCGUUAUCUCUAGAGUUUGAACUUAAGGCCUUGGUCUCAGAGGCUGCACACCAUCUAUACUAAGGAUCUUUUUAAACAAAACAAAACAGAGCCUGGCACUUACUAAGCUGUGUUAGACUUUCUUAAAUCCACGGGCAUAUCAAUACGGAGGGUUAGGGUGUGGGUACUGGGAAUCCUCUGGGAAUCCUCUGUUGUCUGUCUGAUGGGAAGCGAGGCCUCAGGUUUAUUCCACUUUAGGAAAUAUUUACUUUCCCUUAGUUAUACAUUUAUACAAUGUGCAUAAGGGGGCAUCUGCAUCAGUCACAGGUGGCUCCUGACCACUGAGCCAUCUCUCCACACUCCCCACACCCCCGACUUUACAAACACCCAAAUCUGCUGGGACUCAGUAUUGGGCUAGCCAGCCAGUAAGCUUUAGGGACUCUUCUGCUCACUCCAGUGCUGGCUUUACAGAGCUGUCACCUAUAUCCUGGUUUUACAUAGGUUCUGGGAGUCUGAAAUCAGGUCCUCAAGUUCAGCAAGCACUAUACAAAAAGGCAUCUCCCAGCCCCUUGUUUUCUUCUUUCUUUUCUUUUCUUUCUUUUUUUUUUUUUUUCUAUGAUGUUACUAUGUAAGCAUAAAUAGACUAGGUAGGCCUUGGACUCAGAACUACCUGCUCUUGCCUUCCCCUGUGCUGGAAUUGAAGGUGUACAUCUCCAUGCCUAGCCCUUACUUCUGAGGAAGGAUUUCUGAGUCAUUGUAAUUUGGGAGGCCUAAAGCAUCAGUGUUGGCCCUGCAGAGCUGCAGCUACUUAUGAGAAGGCCACACACACACACGCGCGCACACACACACAAACACGCUAUUGACAGUGCUACACAAUGUAUGUCUGCUUGACACUUAGUUUACCCCAUGUCUUCUGUCCACUCUGCACAGCUCUAAGUGCUUCCUAGGAAGUGUGAUGGCGCAUGCUUAAAAUCCCAGAAGAGGCAGGAGGAUUGCUACAAAUUCAAGACAAGUCUGGGCUAUACAGUGAGACCUUGUCUCAAGCCAAACAUAGAAACUUUCCUUUUGUGCAGCUCUCCUCCACUAACUGCCAAGUCCGUGGGCUUGUACCACUGAUAACUUGGAAGGGUUUGUCUUCCCUAACUAAGAUGCCCCCCUCCUGCAGGUGGCUGCCUGCCCAGCCCAGCACCAUGCACACGCUUGUGUUCCUCAGCACACGGCAGGUGCUUCAGUGCCAGCCAGCUGCGUGCCAGGCCCUGCCCCUGCUGCCCCGAGAACUCUUCCCUCUGCUGUUCAAGGUGGCCUUCAUGGACAAGAAGACAGUUGUGCUGCGUGAGCUCGUGCACACGUGGCCCUUCCCCCUGCUCAGUUUCCAGCAGCUGCUGCAGGAAUGUGCCCACUGCAGUCGGGCCCUGCUGCAGGAGCGGCUCAGCACAGAAAGCAUGCAGGCUGUGAUCCUGGGGCUGACCUCCCGGAUUCACACUCAAGAAAGAGGAGCCGGCACGCAACCCUUUUGCAGGAAGCAUGCAUUGCGGGUACUGGACAUGACUGGUCUCCUGGACGAUGGUGUGGAGCAGGAUCCUGACACCAUGAGCAUGUGGGACUGUACAGCGGCUGUAGCCAGAACGUGCAUCGCCCAGCAGCAGGGUGGCACUGCCGAGCCAGGGCUCUCACCAGUCCCUGUGGAAAUCCGUGUAGACCUUCGGGUAAACCGGGGCUCCUACACAUUCCUUCGUGAGGCACUCCAAAGUAGCGUGGACAGCCCACUGCGGCUGUGCUGCCGGGACCUCCGGGCUGAGGAUCUCCCCAUGCGGAACACUGUGGCCCUGCUACAGCUUUUAGAUGCAGGCUGUCUGCGCCGGAUAGACCUGCGCUUCAAUAACCUGGGCCUGCGUGGCCUGUCUGUCAUUAUCCCACAUGUGGCCCGCUUCCAGCAGCUAGCUAGCCUGAGGCUGCAUUACGUGCAUGGGGACUCGAGACAGCCUUCUGUGGAUGGUGAGGACAACUUUCGCUACUUUCUGGCCCAGAUGGGCCGGUUUACCUGUCUUCGGGAGCUCAGCAUGGGCUCCUCUCUCCUCUCAGGCAGGCUGGAUCAGCUGCUCAGUGCCCUGCAGAGGCCCCUGGAGAGCCUAGAGCUGGCCUUCUGCGCGCUGUUGCCUGAGGACCUCCGCUGCCUGUCUCAGAGCUCUCAUGCAGCCCACCUCAAAAAGCUGGAUCUGAGUGGCAACGACCUGUCAGGCAACCAGUUGACACCCUUCCAGGGUCUGCUGCAGGCAGUAGCAGCCACAUUGCUGCAUCUUGAGCUGACUGAGUGCCAGCUUGCUGAUGCCCAGCUGUUGGCCACACUGCCCACCCUCACUCGAUGUGGCAGUCUCCGUUACCUUGGUCUCUAUGGCAACCCUUUGUCUAUGGCAGGACUUAAAGAACUGCUUCGGGACUCAGUGGUACAGGCUGAGCUACGUACUGUGGUGCACCCUUUCCCUGUGGACUGCUAUGAGGGUCUUCCUUGGCCACCACCUGCCUCUGUCCUUCUGGAAGCCUCCAUCAAUGAGGAGAAGUUUGCCCGUGUGGAAGCUGAAUUACACCAGCUGCUGUUAGCUUCGGGCCGUGCCCAUGUACUCUGGACCACAGACAUCUAUGGCCGGCUGGCUGCAGACUAUUUUAGCCUCUGAUCUCCAGGGUCUUGGUGAACCCUGACACAAAGACUCCUGUCUUAGGUUUCCUGCAGUUUGCCUUUCUCCUGGGUAUAACUCCAGUUACCUCUGCUUUCUGCAGUCUCCUUCACCUGUUCCCAGUAUCUGGCUGCCUGCUGGUAUCUCAGGCCUGUGCUCCCGUUCUGUUCUGUGUGAUGUACUUGUUGGCUCUGUUGUGUUGUAGUCUCUCUGCAGAGAACGGUUUCUGGACACAUCCUAUGCCCUUAGCAGGAGUGCAGUGCAUUGAGGUAGACGUUGGGAUGACCUGUCUCAGGGCAUCUUGGGGUCUUAUACUGUGUACUCUGCCUGGCACCCUGUUACCUGGCUCUGGAGGGUGUAAGGUACAGACGUGCAGUAUCUGGAAUGUGAAUUUAUGGGCUUUUUUGAUGUGUGUCCUAAUUGGAUGGGAAAGACUUACCUGCAUUUCAAGUGUUGCUU
Apodemus sylvaticus (European woodmouse) is the source of this 3156-nucleotide messenger RNA. RefSeq names its product leucine rich repeat containing 14 (gene Lrrc14). Gene Ontology annotation, cellular component: cytoplasm. NCBI's taxonomy places the organism in Eukaryota, Metazoa, Chordata, Mammalia, Rodentia, Muridae. The coding region runs from base 988 to 2697 and encodes 569 amino acids. The record is from RefSeq and is a predicted model, not a curated record. Gene Ontology annotation, molecular function: kinase binding. The transcript has 3 exons.